Molecule: messenger RNA, 5971 nt
Organism: Cololabis saira (Pacific saury)
Lineage: Eukaryota; Metazoa; Chordata; Actinopteri; Beloniformes; Belonidae
Product: kinesin-like protein KIF24
Exons: 16
Coding region: 491-5110 (1539 amino acids)
Biological process (GO): microtubule-based movement
Molecular function (GO): ATP binding; microtubule motor activity; microtubule binding
Source: RefSeq, a predicted model, not a curated record
ACUGCAUGCUUAACUGGACGUUUAGACGCGUCGUCCUCCUGAAAUCCUGUUUUUAUGAGCGAAAACAUUUUAUUCCUGGCGGAGCGGGAGAAGACAGCGUGUGUCGUCAUGGAGACCAAUCUGUGUACGGAAGUAUCGUUCAGCACAGCAACUUCGUGAAACAUUACUGCUUACUGCCAGCUCAACGUCGGCCUCUCUCAGCUGUUUCUGGUUCUUUAAGUCUUGAAGAAAUGUGCGAUGACUGCACCAUGCUUCCCUGGCUCCAUCUUGCAAGUGUCAAAUUUCAGCCGCAUACUGGUGUCUCGUACUUUGCUUACCAACAAAUGAGCAGGGUGGUAGUAAUGACACAGUGAGCAAAGGCUGGGCACAAUUCUCUGAAAGAAAUCACCACACAUGAGGCACUGCCUUAUGGCGUUGUUGGGUUGGCCUGCAGUUUGCAGCUGUUUGGAGGGUCGUUGGGUGAAAUAAAGGACAGAAAGAAGGGGAAGAAAUGACCAUUUGCUUGUACGAGUGUUUGAGAGCAGCUGGGCUCCAGCAUCACUAUGCAAGGUUUACUUUGAUGGGUGUUUGUCGUGCGGUUCACCUUUCAGCUCUGAGCAUGGAAGACUAUCCCCUUCUGGGAGUCUGCUCCAUGCUGGACAGGACUCGGCUUUUCCAUCUGAUCCAGAUGAUCAAAACUCUUGACCUGAAUAGUCUUGCGUGUGAUGAUGGUUAUAACUUUGAUUUUGAUCGAGGUGAUGAGGGCUAUGCUGCUUUGGAUGGCAGUUUCACUCCUGAUGGCUUUGUUAAUCAUGAUGAAGCUGAGAAUGAUAAUCAGACUGAAAAUGGAGCGUCUGUGGUUAGUCCUGAAUCAUUCAUUUUUGCGAGACCAUCAUGCGUCCGUAGACGACUCAGCUUCAGUGAUGAAAAUCUUGAUCGCUGCGAGAGGUUGGUCUCUUGUCCUGUACACACUGUUCAUGUCUAUGGAAAUAGUGAUAUAAAUGAUGAAUUGGUCGAUGGAAAACAAUCAGCCACACUUGUGCAACUUGAGCAUGACAGAAGAAAUGAUUUAUGUGGCUACCAAAGGAGCAACCACUACAAGCAAGGUGUACAAAGUUUUUUGUGUAACCGUUACGAUGGAGAAAACAUUAAGACAGAGCUCACAGGAGACAUUUCUAGGUUAGAUUCUGACACCAGAUUUGCAUCAAAUUGUAAGACAUUCCCAAAACACAAACCCAGUCAUACAAAAGUGACAAGAAAACCUCCUAGCAACAAACCAUGUGGAUAUAAAGACAGAAGAGAACUCUCUAGGAAGAAUAUUUGCUACACAGAUUCGUCUAAGCUGACACCUGUUCAUGAAGUAAAGACAACUGCUGGCUACAACUAUGGACUACCGCUGAGUUCUCCUCAUGCUCCAAAAAACAAAAAAUUGGGAGGGCAGCGGAUCAGUGUGUGUGUGAGGAAACGACCUUUGACAUGUGGAGAGUGUAAAAGAGGAGAGGCAAAUGUUGUGACAACUCCAGGUGGAGAGUGUGUCAUUGUCCAUGAAAGCAAAGAAACUGUGGAUCUCACACAUUACAUCCUGCAGCACAGGUUCUACUUUGACCAGGUUUUCGGGGAGGAGAGCUGUAACGAGGACGUUUAUCAAAGAACAGCAUAUCCUCUUGUGCAGCACAUGCUAAGAGGAGGCAAGGCCACCUGCUUUGCAUAUGGACAAACAGGUGCUGGCAAGACUCACACCAUGCUGGGUUUGUGUCCUGGGAGACCUGGGUUGUAUGCUCUAGCAGCCCGGGACAUUUUUGCUCAGCUUUCCACCACACACUCAUCCCUGGUGGUUUUUGUCAGUUUCUUUGAGAUCUACUGUGGUCAGCUACAUGACCUGUUGAACCACAGGAAAAGGUUAUUUGCCAGGGAGGAUGGACAGAAAGUCGUUCACAUUGCAGAUCUGAAAAAUGUUAGAGUGGACUCAGUCAGCUCGCUGCUGCAGGUGAUUUCAAAGGGAACUGAAGAACGAACUCAAGGGAUAAGUGGCGUGAAUGCCUUUUCCUCUCGUUCCCACGCUUUACUUCAAAUUCAGCUUAGAGAUCCAAACCAGCAGAUAGCUGGAAGAAUGUGGUUUGUGGACCUGGCAGGGAGUGAGAGGGCAUCAGAUACCAAAGACCCAGACAGGCAGAGUCGUAUGGAGGGAGCGGAGAUCAACCAGAGCCUGUUGGCUCUUAAAGAAUGUAUUCGUUCCCUCGACAAAGAGAAUUCUCACACUCCUUUUCGACAAAGCAAACUUACUCAGGUUUUGAAAGACUCAUUUGUUGGUGACUCACUGACCUGCAUGAUUGCCAAUAUUUCACCUGGUCACCCAGCAACUGAACACACGCUUAAUACACUAAGAUAUGCAGAUCGGGUAAAGGAGUUAAAGGGACAAGGAGGACUAGGUGGAAGAAGAGGAUGCAAGAUGGUACCCUCCCCCAAACAGAACCUGUCUAGCAGGGGUGGCAAUGUUGGAACCCCUAAAAGGCAUAAGCCGGCGAAACAAAGCCAGAGUCUUGGUCCCAGUAUGCCUACAACUAAGUUACACACAGAUGGCACAUAUCUCUGCUCAACACCCAAGAACAACAGAUGUGGAGAGGAAACACAGGCAAGGGACAGAAAAGCAGUCGCUUUUGAGCACACCACGCCACUUAGAGGUUGCCUACGAAAGAGGGAUGGAAGGUGUCCAUGUGAAGGGGCAGAUACAAGAGAGGGAGGAAGACUGGAAAAUGAAACGGAUAGAAAUGCCCACAGUAACGAUGUUAGACCGAAGAGUACCAAGCCAGUGCCGGUUUUGGUACAAAAAACUGAUGAGAAGCAAAAAGAGGGAGAACUCAACGAGGGUCAUGUAGCUUUUACUGAAAGGGAAUCUGGAUUUCACAGCACAGAAAAAGAGCACUACCAGAAAACCAGAGCGAAAACAGAAAAAGAAUGGCUAGGAACCGGAAGACAAGUGGAAAACAGUAGGGAUACAAACAGUGAAGUAAACUGGAAAAAACAAAGAGAUUUCAACAGCCCUGAUAAGGAGAAGCAGAGACAUCUGAAAUGGUAUCAUCAGCACCUGCAGCAGUUUGUCCCUUCAACUCCAUCUGUCCAGCUCUGCUCAUCUUCUACAUGUUUCACUUCCACUCAGAGCUCUCUGUCUUCCCCACAGCAAUCCUCCUGUCGCUCAGUCUCUGCUCAUUUGUUUUGUGGCUUGGAAGAGAUUUCAGAUACAUCCACACCCAGAGUCGAUGUCAGGGUCAACUGUGAUGCUCAGAAACCCUCCCCCAGUGGUGAAACACAUGUACAAAAGGAAACCUCCACAAACUCCAGCAACACCAAUGACAGGGACAUUCAUAGCAACUAUCUUGAUGUCAGUGAGGAGUGGAGGUUAUCUGGCGAAGGAACGGGGCCAAGCACAAAUAAAAGUGAGAAGAGGAAGCUUAUUGAGGCAAUGGUAGAAGAAAGAGAAAUGAAGGAAGGGAAGAAACCAGCAGGGAUGGAAGAGAGAGGUGUGAGGUCCGCUUGGGCGGCGACGGCAGAGCACAUGUCUGCAAUUAGAACAAAGGCUACAAUUCCAACACAUAUAGAGACACAAGUGUCUAGUAGGUGUGCAGCAAAGGACAGAAGAGAAGUUGGUGUGGAGGCUCUGAUUGCUUUAAAUAUCCAAGAUGAUGGAGUGUGGAGCACUCAGCAGAGAGGAGCAGUCAACAAUCACAGUUUAGAGUCUUCCCACACCAUCUUAAGCCACCCUUCUCUUAAUUCGCCGCAUCAGCAAGCUCCUGCAGAAAGGCCCCUCUCCCCAGCACAUACCAAUGUACUUCAGACCCCAGAAAAAAAGAGCAAAGCACUCCCUGAAUCACAAUAUACUAGAUGCAACAACAACAUCUGUAUGUUGCAAACACAAAGAACUCCACAAGCAGUGCUGUUGAACAGCCAAGCAGAAAAGGAACCACACUUCGCUGCUUGUGACAGUAAAUCACCUUUUUCACCUGCUUGGUCAACUACGUUAACUCUCACUACUAAAAGACCACCAGAAUGUCCUGUUUACGUUCAUGCACAUAACUGUCCAGACUUAAAGGACAAAGUGCCUGUUCUUCCUAAGGAUGAGCGUAGUGUGGAUUCUUUUAGCUACAUUAUGAACCCGCUCAGCAGCUCCCUGCCUCAAAUGCAAACACAGGCUGCUAUAACCUCAUGUCCUCAAAGGAACAGCAGCAGCACCUCACACUGUCUACCUGCGAGUGAGUGUGGAGAACACAGCAGAAGGGAACUAGGAAAAGGAUGUCUCUCAUGUGUGGAUAAGGUUAGGACAUUUUCAGAGGAUGAGGAUGCAAAAAUUCACCAAUCACCUUUGGAGCGGCCACAAGCAAAAAUUCUCCAGCAAACAUCUGACUCUUUGACAGCUACUGGUCACAGCGAGCAAGAAAAAUACAUCAGAAGCAAUGUCUGUGGAAUAGGUACAUACAACCAUGAUAAUUUAGGAUUAGGGUUUGUGCUCAAGGACCAGGAGAGCGAUCAGGGAAGGCACAUACCAUCAGUUCAUGACAACAGAGCCUCUGCGUCUCCACUUAAACAGUCUACAUCGGCUUCUACGCAGAAUUUUGUCUCGUCACCCUCUGUCCAACACUUUAGCGACACAGGGUCACUCACCAUAUCUAAUCCAAAAAAAUAUGCAUGCUAUGAAGACAAAAAUACUUCAUCUUCCAUCACAACACAACAACCAGAAAGCAUCCCAGGCCACUUAACACAGGUAUAUUUAAACCAUUUCAGGAAACCACAUGUUUCACCUAAAUCAAACAGUGAUUGCCAAAUCAAUAACAAUCAGCAACAUAAACCCAGAAUUCAACUGUACACUCUGGACAACAUGGACCAUGCAAAAUGGUGUAUUGUGGAAGCCCACUUGGAGCAGCUAAAAGAGAUGGAAGCUUUGUGUCAUAAAGAGAGGAUGCUGCUGAGCCAGCAACAUAAUAUGGCAUUUCAGGAAUAUGUCCAUAAACUGGAGGAGUUCAUGAAGCAAAAGGCUAGAUGCGUCCACAUCAUGGGAUCUCUGCUGCAACCACAUCUGAAACCUAUGCAAUCUAACUACACCAAAGCCCAAGAUGAUCCAGUUGUGAAUGAAAAAUGAUUUUUUAUUUUUUUUAAAUGAAUACAUUUUUCGUCGCAGUAACAGUAAUGUAUGUCGUUAUUGUUUUCACUGAUAAUACUCACUACGGUAUUAGUUAGAUACAGUCAUGAUGUCCUUUACAUGAAAGGGACCAAACUUAUCUAUGGGGAUUGGACAAAUAUCCAAUUUUUUUAUACGAAGACAUGUUACACACACAUCAAUGUUUUAAGAGGGAAACUUGUUGAGAAGAAUGUAUUUGGAAGAAGAGAAAAAAAAGUAUAUCCAUUUGUAUGGAUGUUCAUGUCUUGAUUUUUUAAUGAUCACCUGCAAAGCUGUAUUUGUUCUUUUCAUCUGCUCCAUGUUGAUUUGAUACUUCUUUCCUCAAUUUAUUGAGAAUUGAUUCAUACUGUAAUAAGUUAUUUGAAAUAUGACUUGUUGACUUCAUUUGACUAUAUGUUACAUUACCAAAAAAAAAAAAAAUGUUUCAAUUCAAUUCAAAAACUUUAUGAAUUCCCAAAGGCAAAUUCAUUAAUGAUAUGACAUGUUGUGACUGAUGUGUAAAAAUUAAGAUAUUUCCUCUCUUGGGUUCAGAACUAAAUUUCCGCACAUCUUAGGAACAGAGUUAACCAAAUAUGUAGCUUGUACUUUGCUAACUCACUUCAAACUCAAGCUCAGGUUGUCAUAUAUUUGCUUUGCAGGUUGUUUCUUAGUGUUGUGCUUGAAAGAGUGUAAGAUUUUAUUUAUUUAGAGUCAUUGAAAAAACAUUGUUUUUAUUUUUUAUUUAUUUAAAUUGACCUUCCAAAACUGCUAACCUUUUUCAUGAAAAUGCAAUGGAAAGUAUAUGAAAGUUGAUCUAACAUUUGAAGUAAAUGUACUUACAAU